UUAAUUUGCGAGGGGGCAUAAACGCCUUUUAGACGAGCUCCGUCUUGACGCCCUUGCCCUAGUUGCACCUACGUGGGCGCUGUGACAGAGUGAAGCUAAAGCCCUUAUAGUUCUCUCUCCGCCGCGCGCAGCUAAAGAUUGGAACUUUCGACUGUGGAGUGUAUAUCAAGCGAAGAGCAUCAGAGCAAAUCUAUAACAGAAGUAUCUAAAUCAUACUGAGAAAAAGGCAUAAUGGGUAGGGAGAGAGACACUCAAAAGCCGCAGCAGCAGCAGCAGCAGCAGCAGCAAGUCUCCUUCACUGUCGAGCAGCUCGUAGCCGUCAAUCCCUACAAUCCUGACAUCCUCCCAGAUCUCGAAAACUACGUUAACGAACAGGUUUCAUUACAAACAUACAGUCUGGAUGCAAAUCUUUGCCUUCUUCGCCUCUAUCAGUUUGAACCUGAGCGAAUGAGCACCCAAAUUGUUGCUCGCAUUUUGGUUAAGGCACUAAUGGCAAUGCCAGCUCCAGAUUUUAGCCUGUGUCUGUUUUUAAUUCCUGAACGAGUGCAAAUGGAGGAACAGUUCAAGACAUUGAUAGUUCUUUCACAUUAUUUGGAGACAGGAAGGUUUCGCCAGUUCUGGGAUGAAGCAGCUAAGAGUCGCCACAUAGUUGAAGCUGUGCCAGGUUUCGAGCAAGCAAUUCAAUCUUAUGCCAUUCAUCUACUUUCAUUGACCUAUCAAAAGGUUCCCCGGUCUGUGCUCGCUGAGGCCAUCAACAUUGAAGGUCUGUCGUUGGACAAAUUCCUUGAACAGCAGGUGGCCAAUUGUGGUUGGAGUAUAGAAAAGGGUCAUGGUAAGGGCCAACUGAUUACCCUACCGACCAAUGAAUUUAACCGUCCCGAGCUGAAGAAAAAUACUGCAGACAGUGUACCGUUAGAGCACAUCACUCGAAUCUUUCCCAUUCUUGGCUGAACUUUUGUUGGGCGAGAGAUUAUUUAAUUUGGUCUGCGUGUUUGCUCUGGGUUCUAAAAGUUGCUCGCUAGUCCUAAUAACAAUUUUUGCUUACUGCUUAAUUAUACUGGGACUGCAGUAACCUGUUCUGUUUUUGUAUUGUAAGAUCAAAUCCAAACACAGUAGUUUAAUUUCUGGGUGAUUUAUAUCUAUAGUUCCUCAAUUUUAGAGGUUAUCA
Manihot esculenta (cassava) is the source of this 1168-nucleotide messenger RNA. RefSeq names its product eukaryotic translation initiation factor 3 subunit K. Gene Ontology annotation, biological process: regulation of translational initiation. Gene Ontology annotation, cellular component: cytoplasm; eukaryotic translation initiation factor 3 complex. The coding region runs from base 232 to 951 and encodes 239 amino acids. The transcript has 8 exons. NCBI's taxonomy places the organism in Eukaryota, Viridiplantae, Streptophyta, Magnoliopsida, Malpighiales, Euphorbiaceae. The record is from RefSeq and is a predicted model, not a curated record. Gene Ontology annotation, molecular function: ribosome binding; translation initiation factor activity.